CUACACUAGGAGCUGUCUUUGGCGUAACGACGUGCCUCAGUGCCCAGAUCCGAGAGGAGCCAGACGAUCCCUUGAACUAUUUCAUAGGAGGCUGUGCAACAGGAGCUGUCUUAGGUGCAAGAGCUCACAGUUACAUGACGGGUACCACUGCGUGUUUGGGGUUUGGAAUUACCGCUGCGCUUUUCAAGAUCGGUAACAAGGAGGGCUGGAGGCUGGCGGGACCUCCCAAGCUGUAA
Messenger RNA from Pterocles gutturalis (yellow-throated sandgrouse), 236 nucleotides. RefSeq names its product NADH dehydrogenase (ubiquinone) 1 alpha subcomplex, 11, 14.7kDa (gene NDUFA11). Gene Ontology annotation, biological process: mitochondrial respiratory chain complex I assembly. The record is from RefSeq and is a predicted model, not a curated record. The annotation marks the transcript as partial. NCBI's taxonomy places the organism in Eukaryota, Metazoa, Chordata, Aves, Pterocliformes, Pteroclidae. The transcript is spliced from 2 exons.